CCCUCCUCCACCGUAUACGUGAAUGGACACAGAAAAGAAGAGCAAGAGAGACACGAAAACAAAGAGAUGAAAGAGAAGAAGGAACUGGAGAUAAUGGAAGAAGAAAGAGACGGCGAUAAAGAAGGCGAAAGGGAUAAAAUGGAGGAUAAGUUAGAGGAUAAUAAAGAUAAAGACAAGAAUGGAAAUGUGGAGAGAGAACCACAGAAGGAGGAUAACGUAAUAAAGACCAGAAACGCGGGGCCGUCGGGAGAAGGAACGGAAAAAGAAGAAGGCGCGGGAGAAGAGGAGGAGGAGAAGGAGGAGGAGACGAAGAAGGAGAGAGGCGAGAAGAGAAGCCCGGGAACCUCAGGCGAGGAGAACGGCGAGUCCAGACCCCUCUCGACGACGGGGACUCCCUCCGCGCCUUCUGCCUCGACCCCGGGCCUCCGCCAGAGCACGAGACGUGGCCUCCGUCCGGCGCCCAACGGGUCGACGCCCUCCGUGUCUCCGGCCGCGGGAACGGAGGCCAAGGGAGCGGCGACCCCCUCGGCCUCCGCGACCGCCAAAGCCCCAAGGAGAGGCAGGCCGAAGAAGGACAAGGACGCGACGGCCGCUCCGGGAGAAGGGGCGCGGCAGGUGGCCCUCAGGAGGUCGCCGAGGAAGCUGAAGGACGUCAAGCGGCGCCUGAGAAUGUGAUGGAGGCAGGGAGGAGUGCCAGCAGUGCCAGCAGUGCCUUGUCCUGUAUUGAUACUAGUCUGCGUCUAGUUUUCUUUAUAAUUUAAGCAUUUGGAAGGUAGAUUUCUGACAUGAAGGAGGCAAAAAAAAUUAAGGUGAUCCCUAAAAUAAGGUUUUGAUGAGGAUGUUUUAUAUUUUCUAAGAGCAUAAUAACUAUAGUUACACACUGUCACUUAAUAUCGUUAGCUUCAUUAAAAAACAUAUAUUUAUGAUAAUUAAACAUUUGUGUUGGAUGUUCGCUGAUAAUCACACUUUUUAGUGGUAUAGAAGUAUUUAUUUGUAUUAAUGAGUUAUUACUUGACAUAGACUUUGUUUACAAGACAGUUGAACGUAAACCUGUGAUUUCAUUUAUUAACGUGUUUCCUAUCUAUUAAUGAUAACAGUUAUGAUAAUUAAUAUAUUGAUAAUCUAAGCUGCACACACAAACGUACAUAAACACACACACACACACACACACACACACACACACACACACACACA
This is a messenger RNA of Penaeus vannamei (Pacific white shrimp), 1194 nucleotides long. The record is from RefSeq and is a predicted model, not a curated record. NCBI's taxonomy places the organism in Eukaryota, Metazoa, Arthropoda, Malacostraca, Decapoda, Penaeidae.